UUAUUGAUAACAUAACUUCAAAUUUCAACAGUUACUUUUAUACUUUUAAACCAGGAAUUCGCCGGGAUUUGAUAGAUGGUGUAUUGUAAUUUGAAAGAAAUGUCGCCACAAAGAAAAGGCAGUUGUGAUGAAACCCCUUUAAAUAGUUACAUAGACACGUGCGUUAACAACAUGCAUUUAUUUGACAGUUUUUCUAAAAAGAAAUCCGAGCAGGGCAUGCUUGAAACUUCCAGUGAUGAUCAUGAUACCUCGAACCAAUUCCAAAAUAAUAUCUCCUGUAAGAUCGAAAAUGAUGCUUAUCCGUCUGAACAAACAAAUAACGGCGAGCUUGACGAAAUUCAAAGUGAAACUGAUGAGAAGUAUCCUGUACUUGGAAUAAAUUUUGUUCCAAAAACUAGCAAUUUAUGGGAUCCGCUCGUACAAUCUGCCGAACAGGACCAGGUUAAGGUCGAAGAUGUUUACACUACGGAUUCAAGUAUACCUUCCCUAGAAAUAUCGAGCAACGACCCUUAUAAAGUGGAAGCAAAAGUUGAACUAUUUACUGAAGAUGUUGUGCUCGAUGAACCUGACAAAAAGGUUGCCGAAUAUAAUCACUCCAUACAUUCGACAAAUUCUCCUCAAGAAAUAACAUUUGUAUCUACGGAUGGCCUUCAUAAUGUGGAGGUAAAACUUGAACAAUUUUCUGAAGAAGAAAAUUCGAAUAGCGAUCCUUGCAGUGCAGAGGAACCUCCUGAACAACAUUUCGAAGAAGUAACACUUCCGAAACUGGAAUAUUCUGACGAAGAUCCAGGAUACUCAAAACAUCAAGAAAAUUCCAGCCAAGGUGCGAUUACUCCCUCUGCAAAAAAGGCAAAACAUCUCCCAAGCGUAAAAAAAUCAACGCAAAACACCGGCAAUAUUUCAAAGGAGGUAAAGGUACUGUUACGGAAUUCCUUCCCCUACUGCUGCGAUAUUUGUGGUGCAAUGUUUUCCUGCCAAAGUGAGUGGACAAGACACCAGCAAGAACAUUCGAAGCCGUUUCACUGUCAAGCCUAUGACAAACAGUUUGCUUCUAAACGCCGUAGAAAAAAAGGACCCUACAAAUGCCGAAUUUGUGGCGCACGAUUCAAGCACAUGUAUUAUAAAAGGGCGCACGAACGGGCACAUGUGCAAAGACCUUGUUUCGAGUGCCCUGAUUGCGGAAAAAUGUUUUCUUAUAAAAAUUCUCUCGCUGCACACCUGAGAGUACAUUCUGGUGUCAAACCAAUGAAACCAUUUUCUUGCCAAACAUGUAGCAAACGUUUUGUUAAAAAAUAUCUUCUCAAUCAGCACCAACUUACGCAUAGUGAAGAGAGACCCUUCAAAUGCCGUAUAUGCAACCAUCAAUUCAAGCAUUAUCGCCAUGUGGCAUUGCACGAACGUAUCCAUGUGGAGGGCCCUCGUUAUGAGUGUGCCCAUUGCGGGAAGAAAUAUCGCCAGAAGACCUCUUUAGCCAAACACAUAUUUUCUAAAUGCAUGCGGGAGUCACUUCCUUACAGCUGCGAUAUUUGUGGUACUGAGUUUUACUACAAACAUGAUUGGACAAAACAUCAGCGACAAGAACAUACAAAGCCGUAUCACUGCCAACUCUGUGACAAACAGUUUGCUUAUAAAAGCGAGUCAGUUACACAUAGAUUAACACACAGUAAAAGGAAACGUUAUUGGGCAAUGCAUCUGCAAUCAGAACUUCCGAAGCCGUUUCACUGCCAAGCUUGUGACGAGCAAUUCGCAUAUAGAAGCGAUUUUACUGCUCAUAGAUUAGCACACAGUGAAAAUAAAGACUACAAAUGCCGCAUUUGUGACGCAGGAUUCAAGUCCAAUAGAAAUAAAUUGAAGCACGAACGCGUGCAUAUGGAAGGAGCUUGUUUUGAGUGCGCUGAUUGCGGAAAAAAGUUUUCCUAUAAAGAAAAUCUCAUUAAACACCUCAGACUACAUUCCAAUGUAAAAUCGUUUUCUUGCCAAACGUGCGGCAAAAGUUUUGCUCAAAAAGGAUAUCUCACUCGGCACCAACGGACGCAUAGUAAAGAGAAAUCCUUCAAAUGCCGCAUGUGCAACCAACAAUUCAGUCACCAAGGGGAUAAAGCAAGACAUGAACGUUUCCAUGUGGAGGGCCCUUGUUUUGAGUGUGCCCAUUGUGGCAACACAUACCGCCGUAAGAACAACCUAGCCAAGCACAUACUAUCAUCUAAUGGUUGUGGACCUAAGCAGGGCCUGGUACAGCCGGUACAGCCACAGGAGAAAAUGGAUUGCAAAAUUUGCCCGCAGCGAUUCCGGACAAAGCUCGAUCUCGACUCGCAUGUUUACCAAGAGCAUGCCACAAAUGUGAGUAAAACUACAGCGGAGGGGAACUUAUAUAAGCAGUGUUACUUGUGUUCACAAUUGGCCGCUUCAAUGAGGGCGUAUCAUUUUCAUUUUAUCAAUAAACAUCCCAACGACGCUACCCCUUUGGUCGGAUUGUGGCGUCCAGCCCUAGAAAAAGACUGGAAAGUGUGCCAUAUUUGUAAACAAGUUUUCGAUACCAGCCGCAAAAAACAAACCCAUCUGCGAACCGCUCAUACCCUCCUAGAGACACACAAUUGUUGCUUUUGUAAUGCGAGGUACGACAAUAGAGGCUCGCUGGGGCACCACGAAAGGACAAUACAUAGGAAUAAGGCCGAACUUGAAGCACUAGAGACUAGAGAAGAGUUGAAUACAAAAGAGAAAAGCGAGCAACCGCUUCGGAUUUAGAACGGAUGAGUCGCAAGAGUAAAUUUGUAACACGAGUAUUCGAUCGUUGAUUUACCUUAUGAAUGUUUUUUUGCAUUGUUUUUUUGUCUCAAUUCCGAGCUUUUUUCGCAAGAAACAAGUUCUUUCCAAAUUCGACGUUACAGGGAUUGUACUCGGUUACUUUUUAAGUAGGUAACGAAGUUACUAAAGUUACUACUAAUAGUAACUAUUGAUUACUUUUUAAAAAUGUUGGUUACUAAAAGUUACUUUUCCGAGUUUUUUUUCACAAAUUUGAAAUUUCCUAUCUUUUCAAAAUUUUAUCCAAAAUUCGUCAAAAAAAAAAACAUAGCUUUUAUUUAAUUGGCAUCACUGGUUUUUCAGCGUUACGAAUUUUAUUUUUUUGGUUUUGAUGAUUUUUCUUUUGACAUGUAGGUAUUGAGGGGUUUUCUAAUUUUGACAGGUAUUAUUAUUUUUGAAUUUUUCGAUGGGUUUUAGUGGAUUUUCUUCUGUUUUAAUUGAUUUUUACUUCUUGAAUUUUGGUGGUGAUUUUUUUUCUCUGAAUUUUAAUGAUUUUUUUGCUCUGAAUUUUGAUGAUUUUUUUGGCCUGAAUUUUUGCCGAAUUUUACUUAUCAUCUUGAAUUCUCGUUAUUUUUUCAUAAUAAUUUUUCCCUCGAGCUUUGUGAUUUUAUUGCUCAAAUAGUGGUCGGGAUUUCUCCGUAUUUCGGUUCGAUGGCUUUUUUUGAAUUUUGUGAAUUUUUUUCUUCGCCGAUUUGGUGAGUUUUCUUUCGAAUUUUUGUAGAUUUUUACCUAUUCUGACAGGUAUGAUUUUUUUGAAUUUUUGCUGUUUCUCUUUUUUCAAGUUUUUCGAUGAUUUUCUCGGAAUUUUCAUUUUUCUUCUCUCUUAAAAUUUUGGCGAAGUUUCUCCAGUUUUGAUAGUUUUUUUUUAACUUUGAAUUUUCACGUUUCUAUAGGUAUAGUUUUGUUCUGAAUUAUGGUCAUUUUUUGCCUAAAUUUUGACUGCAUUUUUUUUAUUGUAACAGUUUUUUUUGAGUUUUGUGCUUUGAGAAAACAAGUGAUUUUUUUGCUCACAUUUUUGUGGAAUUACAUAUGUGAUUUUUCUUCUUUCAAAAAUCACGAUUUCCUUUAAAUUUUGAUCUUUUUUUUCAAGAAGGGAGAGGAGCUUCUUCAAGAUUUCAUGACUAUUUUUUUUUUAUCUUUUGUGGUGGCUUUUUCAACAUCUUGAUAUCUUUCAUUCGUUGAUCCUUCUCUCUCUUUUCCUCUUCCCUUCCAGUUAUGAGGAAAGUUCCUCUGGAUUUCUUCUCUCUUUAAACAAUUUUUUUGUUCAAGUUCGAAUUAUGUUUUUUUGUUGAA
Molecule: messenger RNA, 4095 nt
Organism: Planococcus citri (citrus mealybug)
Lineage: Eukaryota; Metazoa; Arthropoda; Insecta; Hemiptera; Pseudococcidae
Product: zinc finger protein 184-like
Exons: 12
Coding region: 76-2745 (889 amino acids)
Biological process (GO): regulation of transcription by RNA polymerase II
Molecular function (GO): DNA-binding transcription factor activity; RNA polymerase II cis-regulatory region sequence-specific DNA binding
Source: RefSeq, a predicted model, not a curated record